UCUUGAUGCCUUUUUUCCCCCGGAUGGGGGCGGAGUUAUUGGGCGCGCUCCCGGCGCUGCCUUGAUGUCCGGGAAGAGGAAGCGAAAACCGAAAGUAACAGGUUUGGGUGCUCAAGCCCGGGGUUUCUCGGGUUCGGGGGCUCCCCCCGUCCUCCUCCUCUUCUGACCAUGGACGUGGCGGCGCUGGAGCAGGACGCGGUGAAGUUCGCGCAAUUGGCGGUUCAGCGGGACCAAGGGGGGCGAUACCAAGAGGCGGUCUUUUAUUAUAAGGAAGCUGCACAAGCUUUGAUUUAUGCUGCAAUGGCAGGAUCAACCUUGGAAAAUAUUUCAGUAAAAAUAAGUGAAUAUUUGGAAAGAGUUCAAGCCUUGUACACAGCAGUUCAGUCACAGAAAGUGGACCCCUUGAAGUCAAAGCAGCAGUUGGACCUGGAGCGUGCUCAUUUCCUGGUUACUCAGGCUUUCGAUGAAGAUGAAAAAGGCAACAAAGAUGAAGCCAUAGAGUUGUACACUGAAGCCGUGGAGCUCUGUUUGAAAACAGCAAAUGAAACUUCAGAAGCAGGUCUCCAGACAAAACUGAAGCAGUUGGCUCGACAAGCACUGGACAGAGCUGAGGCACUGAAAGACUUAAAGCCAUGUCAGAAAGACAAACCUGUGGUGAAACAAAAUCAGCCUGUGAGGACCUUCUUCCCGCUGGGACCUGAUUUUUCUUUGAACGAUAAGCCACAGACCGUUAGGCCUGUGCAUGCCAGUGAACCUCAGGGUCAACGAUACACUGCAGAGGAGAUUGAGGUGCUCAGGAAGACGUCAAAAAUAAAUGGCAUUGAGUAUGUCCCAUUCAUGAAUGUUGACCUGAGAGAGCGUUUUGCUUUUCCAGUACCAUUCUCAGAUAAAUGUGGCAAGUUGCCUUUGUCUCCCAAGCAAAAGGCAAUAUUUUCUCGAUGGGUGCGGCCAGAUGAAAUAACAAACAAUCCCACAAUGAUCUAUACUGUGUCAAGCUUCAGCAUAAAACAGACCAUUGUAUCAGAUUGUUCUUUUGUUGCUUCACUCGCGAUCAGCGCAGCAUAUGAAAGACGAUUCAGCAAGAAGUUGAUAACCAGCAUCAUCUACCCACAGAAUAAAAAAGGAGAGCCAGAAUAUAAUCCUUGUGGAAAAUACAUGGUCAAGCUACAUAUCAAUGGUGUCCCUAGGAAAGUGAUAAUUGAUGACCUGUUACCAGUAGAUCACAGUGGAGAACUUCUCUGCUCUUAUUCCAACAACAAAAAUGAACUCUGGGUAUCAUUGAUAGAAAAGGCAUACAUGAAGGUCAUGGGAGGCUAUGAUUUUCCAGGGUCAAAUUCAAACAUUGAUCUCCAUGCACUGACAGGGUGGAUACCUGAACGGAUUGCUAUGCACUCAGACAAUCAAAGUUUUAACAAAGACAAUUCCUUCAGAAUGCUUUACCAAAGAUUUCACAAAGGGGAUGUGCUUAUUACAACAGCUACUGGAAUGAUGACAGAAGAAGAAGGAGAAAGAUGGGGUUUAGUGCCUACCCACGCCUAUGCUGUUCUGGAUAUUAGGGAAUAUAAGGGGCUUCGAUUCCUCCAGUUGAAAAAUCCCUGGAGCCACCUACGCUGGAAAGGAAGAUACAGUGAAAAUGAUGUGAAGAACUGGACCCCUGACCUUCAGAAGUACCUAAAUUUUGAUCCCAAAACAGCCCAGAAAAUAGAUAAUGGGAUUUUCUGGAUUGCCUGGGAAGAUCUGUGCAAGUAUUAUGAUGUUAUUUAUUUGAGCUGGAACCCAGGUCUUUUUAAAGAAUCAACAUGUAUUCACAGUACCUGGGAUGCAAAACAGGGUCCAGUGAAAGAUGCUUACAGCUUAGCUAAUAAUCCACAGUACAAACUGGAGGUUCAGUGUCCACAAGGUGGUGCUGCCGUGUGGGUUCUCCUCAGUAGACACAUUACUGACAAGGAUGACUUUGCACGGAACCGAGAGUUCAUCACAAUGGUUGUAUACAAAACAGAUGGGAAAAAGGUUUAUUACCCUGCUGAUCCUCCACCAUAUAUUGAUGGGAUUCGAAUCAAUAGUCCACACUACCUGACCAAGAUAACAUUGACUUCUCCAGGAACCCAUACAUUUACUCUGGUGGUUUCACAGUAUGAGAAGCAGAACACAAUUCACUAUACUGUCAGGGUGUAUUCAGCGUGCAAGUUUACCUUCUGUAAGAUCCCAGCACCGUACACUGUAUCCAAAAGGGUGAAUGGGCAGUGGAAAGGUCACAGUGCUGGUGGAUGUGGGAAUUUUAGAGAGACAUCCAAGAACAAUCCUAUUUACCAGUUCCAGUUGGAUAAGACUGGGCCACUCCUGAUUGAACUCAGAGGACCAAGGCAGUACAGUGUUGGGCUUGAGUUGGUGACAGUUUCUACUGUGAGUGAACCCGGUCCUUUGGGUUUUCAGAAAAAGAAUAGUGGUGAUUACAGGUGUGGAUUUUGCUAUCUGGAAGUUGAGACUGCACCUGCUGGUGUUUACAAUGUUAUUCCAAGCACUUUUCUUCCUCAACAGGAAGGACCAUUUUUCUUGGACUUUAAUAGUGCUGCCCCUCUUAAGGUUUCACAGCUGCAAUAAGAUAGUGUGGCUGGUCCAAUGUCUUUUUUCCCAGAAUAUGCUGAAACUGACAAGUUGGCUAUCCUUCUGGAGGGCAAUCAGAGAAAAUCCUUAAAAAGUUUACAUGGAAUGCACAAAGGAUAUGGACUCCCAGUGAAUCACUCUCCAAAGUUGAAACCACGAGCCCUUACACCCAGUGGUUUGUAGCAUUCUCUGAAAGCACAGAAAUCUGAGUGAUGCCUUGCUUUGUCAGUAACUAGUACUUCGAUAGUGGCAGCAUUGAGGACUAACAAAGGAGAAUGCUUCCAUUUCAUUUUGGUCUGGUAAAAUGUGCUCUAUAUUGCAUGGCUCAGCUUUUGAGAAUCUGGCACCUUAUACUGUAUUGUUUUUAUCAGGGUUUGGUUUUAAAAUGUCUGCCUCUUCUUUUCUACCAUCUGGCUUCCCAAAGUCCUUUUUUUUUUAACCAGCUUCCUUCCUUACUUCCUCUUUGUCUUCUUUUCAAAUAAUGCAAUCAAAUACCUCUAUUUAUCUCUGUCUUAAUCUGGAAUCCUGGACUUGUGAGAACACUUUGCUUGGCCUUCUGCUUGAUAGGCACAAAAAACAGUUUUGGCUUGACAGGCACCAAUAGUCUGGUCUGCUUCUGAUCAGGUGCAACAGAGUUCUUGGCUGGUACUUGCUCUGUAUUUUUUGCUGGUGAUGCUUAAUGGAAAACUAGUCUAGGGCAAGGGGAAAAGAUCUGUGCCAAACAUCUAACACAGAGAAUGCUUGUAUAAAGUGAUACAAAUCAUGUAUUUCAGACUUUCCUUACGGCACAUUCAUCAAAAUGCCAUUGGUGUACCUCCUUCAGUUCCACACUGUUAGUUCAAUCUCCAAGAUGCAUUUGAUGAGCUCUACAUUUGUGCUACACACACUGCUUUGUUACGUGUCUUAUGAGGAUAAUUGUUGGGUAGUGCAAUUUCACACCAUCAGGGAUGAAGAGUCAGAAAUAGUCUCAUGGCUAUAUAUUACCAAUAGCCUCUCUCCAGCUACUUGUAGCAAGUAACAUCUCAAAUGCAUAAGUAGGUCUGACACCUCUUUUUGGGCGCACUUUAUCGCAUAUCAGCUAAUUUAGUUUUGAUCGUUCAUGUAAUUAUGUCUGGCUCAGAAGGAAAGACGGAUGCUUUCUAUCCUUGUCACACUACAGAGAUGUGUGAGCAUGUUGAUGGGUCUAAAGAGUCUGCCUGCUGUGUAUUAUACUUUUGUCCUUAAUCGUGUUGACAACAUGGGUGUGUGUGACAAGGUUCCAUGUGCUUUGCAAUUCCUUGCUUCUGUUGUACGAUCACCCCUGUAUUAUAAUGGAGUGUACAUUCAGGUAUUUCCAGAGUGGCUAAACUGAGAUUCGAUCUUAAAUCUAGACCCAUGAAAUACCUUUACUCUGAACAAUGUUUAGAUACCACCAAAGUAUCAGAUUCAGUUGCCUUGUUUUAAAAGAAUCUACCCCCUAAAAUAGGCAUCACUAAUUUUUCCUUUUGUAAAAUUUAAGAAGCAAACUGUAGGAAGCAAAACAUUAAAAAAAUUACAGCAAAAGUUAUAGCCUCAAUUUGAGCCAUUUGAAGAGAGGGGAAAUGGGACUGUAUACAUCUACCACACAUCAUCUAGGUGAAAGCACCAGUGUGAUGUAGUAGAUAGAGUAUCUCAGUCUAGGAUUCAGGAGACCUGGGUUCAAAUCCUUGCACAGUUAUGGAAACUCAGGAGCAGAAGGGGCUGGCAAUAUAAAAAGACUCCUUAAACAUCUCACAUACCUUGAAAACAUUAUUAGGAUUGCCAGAGAGAGGCAGUGACAG
Pogona vitticeps (central bearded dragon) is the source of this 4403-nucleotide messenger RNA. RefSeq names its product calpain 7 (gene CAPN7). The record is from RefSeq and is a predicted model, not a curated record. Lineage: Eukaryota; Metazoa; Chordata; Lepidosauria; Squamata; Agamidae. Gene Ontology annotation, biological process: proteolysis. Gene Ontology annotation, molecular function: calcium-dependent cysteine-type endopeptidase activity.